Molecule: messenger RNA, 3575 nt
Organism: Diceros bicornis minor
Lineage: Eukaryota; Metazoa; Chordata; Mammalia; Perissodactyla; Rhinocerotidae
Product: protein S100-A12-like
Exons: 2
Biological process (GO): endothelial cell migration; antimicrobial humoral immune response mediated by antimicrobial peptide; positive regulation of canonical NF-kappaB signal transduction
Cellular component (GO): extracellular exosome; cytoplasm
Molecular function (GO): RAGE receptor binding; calcium ion binding
Source: RefSeq, a predicted model, not a curated record
UUCCCUUAGCCUUUUCUUCAGAAGUAGGGACAGGGUAAAUCCUGUCCCAGAGCUGAGAACUGUGUAGAGCACCUGUGUGUGUGUGAGUGGAGUGGUGUUGGGAUUCUGUUUCAGGUUGAGCAGGAGGGUGGCAUGUGUGAUGGGUGCCAUCUGAGCUGCCCAUGCUGCAGUGAAAGCCACAGGUUUGAAGCUUCUCUUGAGCAAUAGAGCACUGCCCAGCAACUGCCUCAAGGUGAAGCAGAGAGAUUACUUCAAUUGAAGUUGAAAGAUAAGCCUGGAAUGCCUUAUAAAAACUUCCCUGGUUCAGUGCUCCUUACCAAUGGUGGCUUCUUGCUACAGAUCCACUCUCCUGUGCAUUGAGGAGUAAGUGUUCUCUCCUUGGCUGGACCUUCACAGGGUCCACAGGGUGGUGAUUGAAGGUAGUCCCUUUGCAGGCUGUUGGAAGACACAGCCAUCUGCUUACCAGAGCACCUCUGGGCUGACUGCAUUUUAGACUCAAAGAGAUCAGCUGCUACUGUGGUAGGUGGACUCGUCUCAGGACCAAGGGUUGGUGAAGGUGGGUAGUUGGUGAAUGUCUGUAAAGGACCUGUAGCCACAGUACCAUCACCUGGGGAGAGGGAAUAGCCUGGCCAACCACAAAACCCUUCCUAGAUGAGCUUGAGUGAUGAAUACCCUCCAUAUCAUGCUCCCUAGGAGACAGGGGGACAAGGAACACUGUGGCAAUUGAGGCUGAUUCCUUUAGACUUUAGAUGGUAUUUUAUGUCCUUACCCCCACCCCCCAUCCUAUCUACAAACGAAAAAUUCACCAUGGGUCAAACACAGAGCAGUGAGAACACAAAGCAGAUGUAAGGGAAGGCAUCCCUUGUCUAAACCCUUGAUGCAAAAAUAGAGGAGAAUGAGGAUGUAAUGGGUAGGGGAGGAGCUACCCUAGACCCCCAUUGUCUCCUGAAGGUUAACCUGAGGUUGAGAAGAUGAGUAAGCUGGAAGACCACCUGGACGGAGUCAUCAAUGUCUUCCACCAGUACCCAGUUCAGAUGGGGCAUUUUGACAAGCUCUCCAAGGGUGAUUUGAAGCAGCUGGUCACAAAGGAACUUGCAAACACUCUCAAGAAUACCAAAGAUCAAGCUACCAUUGACAAAAUAUUCCAAUAUCUGGAUGCUGAUUGAGAUGGAUAGGUCAACAUUAAUGAAUUCAUCUUCCUGGUGGCCACUGUGCUGCAUAUUGCCCAUGAGAACAUCCACAAAGAGUAAGAAACUCUGAGGCGCUUUUUCCUAGCAAUGUUUCCAAGAAGAUGAUAAGAGAUUUUCACAUAUUGAGGUAUAUGGGGUUACUAUUCAGGUUCAAAACUGAUUUGGCUUGAACUAAAGAAGCCUCACUUAUGGCCUACCAAACAUACAUUGUACAUCUGCUUUAACCAUUGAAGUAAAGAAUGCACUCUCUUAAGAUAAGAAUGCACACUUCCCCUCCUACACAGUAUUAGUAACAGCCUAUUGGUAAUGCCUAUAUUAAUCCCUUUCAUGUUGACCUACUAAUUUGCAACUAAAUACUUCCUUGAAACUUUGAUGAAAAUAUAUCCUGGAUAUGUUUAGUGUAUGUUCUUUUUUCUAAGAACAUACAAGACUGUCCUGAAAACUAUGCUUCUCCAGAAUGCUUCCCGGGUUAUAAUCCUCACUCUGGCUCAAGUAAAACUCACCUUAUUUCUCUUAUCUAUAGAAUGGUUAUUCAUUAUUUUGGGUCAACAUUUCUUUUUGUGUGUGUGUGUGUGUGUGAGGAAGAUCAGCCCUGAGCUAACAUCUGAUACCAAUCCUGCUCUUUUUUUUGCUGAGGAAGACUGGCCCUGGGCUAACUUCUGUGCCCAUCUUCCUCUACUUUAUACGAGACGCCACCACAGCAUGGUUUGACAAGCGGUGCAUCGGUGCGUGCCUAGCAUCUGAACCUGAGAACCCCGGGCUGCCGAAACAGAGCACAUGCACUUAACUGCUGCACCACUGGGCCGGCCCCUUGUGUCAACAUUUCUUGAUGUAGUCAGCAGGAUUUCAGAGAAAGCCAGCAGACUGCCUGUAAUCUACUUUGAACUGGCACUUGGUACCACAUAGGCCCAUUGAGCCCUUCCAGCUUCAUGUCACUCUUCAGGUGCCCCCAGUGAGUUUUCCUGAAACCCAGACUUCCUUAUUUAAGUUGUAGGUCCUGACUUUUACUUGAGCUGUUUCAAGUUUUAAGACUAGGUGUCUUAAGGGGGUACUGGUACCCUUCCUAGGUAAGAGGAACCUAGGGGGAAUUUCCUAGGCCAGGGAAGCCCAGAGGGAACGUUGGAGUGAACAGGGCAGGCUGACCUUUUUAAUUUGGAUUUAAAUUUGAAAGAAUUGUGUCCACAAAGUCUGAACAAAUUGUUUAACAGCAAAAUUAGAGACUGAAAACUCAUUUAGCUCCAAAGAGAAGGGAUACCAGCUCCUUCCAGCUGUAAGGCAUUCUCAGGCAACUGAGAACCUAGUGGCAGUGUCUGAGGUUGAGCCUUGAGACAUGCAGCAAUCCUAUAUGGAAUUCCAUUGUGAUAUUUCACUUUAAGUAAUUGACAGCUCAUCUGGGGAUGCUGCACGUGAGGGUUGGUCGCCCAUGAGCUCUGAGCCCCCAUAGUAGUUUUAGACUGCUGGCAGGAGAAACUGAGACACAUAAGAGAAUGCUCACGAACUUUCUAUGGAGUGACACUCACAAGCAGCACACUUCUGACCCACUAUACUCUCCUUAAGUAUUGUUCUUUAUUAUAGUAAAAUAAAACUAAAAGACAACGUGAAAUCUCACUUCUAAAAGCCAACCAGCUCCUGAAAGGCAGCCCCCACCCCCGAAAUUCUGGCUGGCUUUGAGUACAAUACAUAUGGUAGAGCGGAUACUUGCAAGUGCUUAACAAAAUGGGGAUAGCUGUAAAUGAUUGGAUCUUUGGAUCAAGAUCACCCAGGAUAAUUUAAAACUAAUGUGGCCACUUUGGGGCUCCUUUGAGCCUCCAAAACUUGUAGAUUGGCUAUUAGAAGGAACGUUCAAAUUAGGUAAGAUCAUUUAAGAAGUGUGCUUAUUAAGUCAUGGCUUUAUGGACACCCCUGUAAUCUACCCUCAAAGGAGGACCCAAUAUGAGCCCCUCCCAGGAUUAAAGAGACUCUGAAAGGUUUUCUGGGAAACUGCUACCCUUAACCAGUCAAGGGGAAACUAAAAUUUUAAAAAUUAAUGGAGUUGUUUAACGCUGUCAGGAAUAGUUACUAUUUGUCCCAGCUGAAACCUGACAAGAUAUUUCAAAGGAUUUGGUAACAUAUGAUCAGAAAUUUGGCCAAAUUGGAAGCUGAUAUUUAAAGCCUGAAGAAAUAUUUUAGGCCUUCUUCCCUAAAUUAAGAUAAAACUAAGUACUCAGAGGGAAAGAAGCAAAUUAAGGAAAAUGUAAUUGGACGGAUGUGUCAGUCCUUUGAUAAGAAACUAACCUCCCCCGUUUAUCUCAAAAAAACUUUCGACCUCUCUGGGAGCUGUUAUCUAGACCAUCCCAGAUUCCUAAGACUGAAAAAAAACAGGGGAGGGAGGAGGAAGAAGUUUUU